Oncorhynchus kisutch (coho salmon) is the source of this 4051-nucleotide messenger RNA. RefSeq names its product transcription initiation factor TFIID subunit 6-like. The transcript is spliced from 15 exons. Gene Ontology annotation, cellular component: SLIK (SAGA-like) complex; SAGA complex; transcription factor TFIID complex. Gene Ontology annotation, biological process: transcription initiation at RNA polymerase II promoter; RNA polymerase II preinitiation complex assembly. Bases 211 to 2094 code for a protein of 627 amino acids. The record is from RefSeq and is a predicted model, not a curated record. Gene Ontology annotation, molecular function: protein heterodimerization activity; RNA polymerase II general transcription initiation factor activity; transcription coactivator activity. NCBI's taxonomy places the organism in Eukaryota, Metazoa, Chordata, Actinopteri, Salmoniformes, Salmonidae.
AAAACAAAAUGGCGGAUUUUCAGAAAACGGGUUCAGAGCUGCAGACCAUAAAGCAGUUAAAAUAAACCUGCAAAUGAAUAUAUACUGUAAUGAUCUAGAUUUGCAAAGAAGCCAUUAUCGCACAUUUGAAUAGGAUUUGUUUCUUUUUAAUUCGUUUAACUUUCUCCUGUUGGUGUUUAACGGCCGCAUUUGUAGCUUUACAAAGCCACCAUGGCUGAGGAGCGGAGGCCGAAGCAGUGCACUGUGGUUCUGCCCACGGAGUCAAUGAAGGCCAUGGCAGAGUCCAUAGGAGUGGGGCAGCUACAGGAGGAGAGCUGUGCCGCCCUGAGCGAGGAGGUCAGCUACAGAAUAAAGGAGAUCGCCCAGGACGCGUUGAAGUUUAUGCACCAUGGAAAGAGAUGUAAACUGACGACCAGCGACAUAGAUUAUGCUCUUAAACUGAAGAAUGUAGAGCCUCUCUAUGGCUUCCAGUCGCAGGAAUUCAUCCCGUUCCGCUUCGCCAGUGGAGGAGGGAGAGAGCUUCACUUCUACGAGGAGAAGGAGGUAGACCUCAGUGACAUCAUCAACACACCCCUCCCUAGAGUCCCCCUUGACGUUUCGCUCAAAGCUCACUGGUUAAGUAUUGAAGGUGUCCAGCCUGCGAUACCAGAGAACCCACCCCCAGCCCCCAAAGAGCAGCAGAAGACUGAAUCUACAGAGCCUCUCAAAGCCGUCAAGCCUGGUCAGGAGGAGGAGGGCUCCACCCAGAAGGGCCAGGGAGCUACAUCUGCAGAGGCUAAAGGAAAGAAGGAUGGUCUGAUGAGGAUGAAGCCCCGCAGUACUCACGAGCUCUCAGUGGAACAGCAGCUCUACUACAAGGAGAUCACGGAGGCCUGCGUCGGGUCCUGUGAGGCCAAGAGAGCUGAGGCCCUACAGAGUAUCGCCACAGACCCCGGGCUCUACCAGAUGCUUCCCAGAUUCAGCACUUUUAUUUCUGAAGGGGUCCGUGUGAACGUGGUGCAGAACAACCUGGCCCUGCUCAUCUACCUGAUGAGGAUGGUCAAGGCCCUCAUGGACAACCCCACUCUCUACCUAGAGAAAUAUCUGCAUGAGUUGAUCCCAGCGGUGGUGACGUGUAUAGUGAGUAAGCAGCUGUGUUUGCGGCCUGACGUGGACAACCACUGGGCUCUGAGGGACUUCGCUGCCCGUCUGAUGGCCCAGAGCUGUAAGACCUUCAGCACCACCACCAACAACAUCCAGUCGCGCAUCACUAAGACCUUCACCAAGAGCUGGUUGGAUGACAAGACUCAGUGGACGACACGCUACGGCUGUAUCGCUGGACUGUCUGAACUAGGACCUGACGUGAUCAAGACGUUGAUCCUGCCCAGGCUCACUGUAGAAGGAGCUCGUAUCAAAGCUGUGUCUGAUGGACCUGUUGUCUCCAACAUUGAUAAGAUAGGAGCAGACCACGUCCAAAACCUUCUACUGAAACACUGUGCCAGCGUCAUCGCUAAAGCUUGUCCCCUGCCUGACAACGUGGAGCAGUACCGGGCAGACUACGGUUACCUGGGGCCCAUGCUGUGUUCUCAUGUGGUCAAGGCCAGGGCCCAGGCAGCACUACAGGCCCAGCAGGUCAACAGAACCACACUCACCAUCACACAGCCUCGGCCCACCCUAACGGUGUCUCAGAGCGGAAUAGGAGGGUCAGGGGGGUCCCGUACCCCCAGCAUCAUCAAGGUACCCAGCUCCCUCACCCUCAUGUCCACCCGACCAGGCACCCCAACACAGCCAUCGCCCCCGGCAACCAAGUACAUCGUCAUGGCAACCAGCUCAGGAUCAUCUUCCACCCAGCAGGUGAUCACUCGGACUUCCUCCUCAGUGACCAGCACGGUCGCCAGCGCUACCUCCACGCUGCAGCCUCUGGUCAAGCUGGAGUCCGGAGGGUCGCGACCCCUCCAGAAGUACAUUGUGGUGUCCCUCCCCUCGUCCUCCUCUCUGGAAAGUAAGAGUGGGGUGCUCCCUCCCUCUUCUUCCACCUCCCCCAUCUUGCUGGAAGCCAGGAUAAAGGUGGAUUGCUCAGACUCCCCUGGCGCCAGCACACAGUCCCCGCACUGAGACUCUGCGUGUGUCCCAAAUGGCAAACAAUUCCCUUUAUAGUGCACUACUGUUGACCAGUGCCCAUAGGGCUCUGGUCAAAAGUAGUAUGCUAUAUAAGGAAUAGGGUGCCAUUUGACACUGGCUUGUAAUUGGCUGAGUGGGGUGAGACAGCCAUCUGAUUGGCUGAUAACAGAGACUAGGUGCCUGGGAGCGAGGACUUUUGGUGCAGGUGUGGAAACUAGCUUCUGGAGUAGCAAAGGAAUUGUCAGAAAUCGGGGGAUGUGGCAAGAAAAAGUAUGUGAACCCUUUGGAAAUACCUGGAUUUCUGCAUAAAUUGGUCAUAAAAUUUGAUCUGAUCUUCAUCUAGGUCACAACAAUAGACAAACAUGUAACACACAAACAAUUAUGUGUUUUCAUGUAUUUAUUGAACACACUGUGUAAACAGCGUGUAAAAAGUAUGUGAACCCUUGGAUUUAAUAACCGGUUGACCCUCCUUUGGCAACAAUAACCUCAACCAAAGAUUUUCUAUAGUUGCUGAUCAGACCAGCACAACGGUCAGGAGGAAUUUUGGACCAUUCCUCUUUACAAAACUGUUUCAGUUCAGCAAUAUUCUUGGGAUGUCUGGUGUGAACUGCUCUCUUGAGGUCAUGCCACAGCAUCUAAAUCAGGUUGAGGUCAGGACAAUGACUGGGCCACUGUUGAAGCCAUUCUGUUGUUGAUUUACUUCUGUGUUUUGGGUCGUUGUCCUGUUACAUCUCCCAACUUCUGCAGAGCUUCAGUUGGCGGAUAGAUAUCAAGACAUUUUGCAGAAGAAUGUUAGGCUAAACUUGGGAAUUCAUUUUUCCGUCGAUGAUAGCAAGCUGUCCAGGCCCUGAGGCAGCAAAGGAGCUCCAAACCAUGAUGCUCCCUCCACCAUACUUUACAGUUGGGAUGAGGUUUUUAUGUUGGUGUGCUUUGCCUUUUUUUCUCCAUACAUAGUGUUGUGUGUUCCUUCCAAACAACUAAACUGUAGUUUAAUCUGUCCACAGAACAUCCAGGAGAACUUUUGCAAACUUCAGAUGUGCAGCAAUGUUUUUUCUGGACAGCAGUGGCUUCUUCUGUGGUGUCUUCCCCUGAACACUAUUCUUAUUUAGUGUUUUACGUUUCAUAGACUCGUCAACAGAGAUGUUAGCAUGUUCCAGAGAUUUCUGUAAGUCUUUAGCUGACACUAGGAUUCUUCUUAACCUCAUUGAGCAUUCUGCGCUGUGCUCUUGCAGUCAUCUUUGCAGGACGGCAAAUCCUAGGGAGAGUAGCAACAGUGCAGAACCUUUUUCAACAACGUCUUACCGUGGACUGAUGAACAUCAAGUCUUUUAGAGAUACUUUUGUAACCCUUUCCAGCUUUAUGCAAGUGAACAAUUCUUAAUCGUAGGUCUUCUGAGAUCUCUUUUGUUCGAUGUAUGGUUCACAUCAGGCAGUGCUUAUUAAUAGCAAACUCAAAUUUUGUGAUUGUUUUUUAUAGGGCAAGGCAGCUCUAACUAACAUCUCCAAUCUCGUCUCAUUGAUUGGACUACAGGUUACCUGACUCCAAUGAGCUUUUGGAGAAGUCAUUAGUCACAUACUUUUUCCAACCUACACUGUGAAUGUUUCAAUUAUGUAUUCAAUAUAGAAAAAAUACAAUAAUGUGUGUGUUAUUAGUUUAAGCAGACUGUGUUUGUCAGUUGUGACUUAGAUGAAGAUCAGAUCAAAUUUGAUGACCAAUUUUGCAGAAAUCCAGGUAAUUCCAAAGGGUUCACAUACUUUUUCUUGCCACCAUAUGUGAAAAUAUGAUGGGUGCGUGCAGUAAAGUCCACAAAUAGCAUCUCUUUUCCUUAUUGUACAUAUAGUCACACUCGCCUAAAAGCUGUGUGGGCAUUUAUAAUGGUUCAACCAACAUUCUAAUUGAUUUCAUGUUCCUUUUUUUACACCCUAUAAUAAAACUGAUGUUGUAAUGAUUC